Messenger RNA from Ixodes scapularis (black-legged tick), 700 nucleotides. RefSeq lists its product as uncharacterized. Lineage: Eukaryota; Metazoa; Arthropoda; Arachnida; Ixodida; Ixodidae. The transcript is spliced from 9 exons. The record is from RefSeq and is a predicted model, not a curated record. The coding region runs from base 80 to 700 and encodes 206 amino acids.
CUUUUGUCCCACACAAGGUAAAUUUUUCCAAAUAAUUUGUCUCCAGGACACAAGCAAUGAAGAUUGUGCAGUCCCCAGCAUGUGCCUCCAGCCGAGGAGCACAACCAUGGAUGCGAGCAGCGAGGACUGCAUGUCCCGCAGCACGUGUCUCCAGCCGAGGAAUGCAACCAUGGAUGCGAGCAGCGAGGACUGCAUGUCCCGCAGCACGUGUCUCCAGCCGAGGAAUGCAACCAUGGAUGCGAGCAGCGAGGACUGCAUGUCCCACAGCACGUGCCUCCAGCCGAGGAACGCAACCAUGGAUGCGAGCAGCGAGGACUGCAUGUCCCACAGCACGUGCCUCCAGCCGAGGAACGCAACCAUGCGUGAUCAGUUUUGUUGUGUAUAUGAGCAUGAAUCAAGUUGGGGUUGUCGAUCAAACUACCUGCAGGAUGCGAGCAGCGAGGACUGCAUGUCCCACAGCACGUGCCUCCAGCCGAGGAACGCAACCAUGGAUGCGAGCAGCGAGGACUGCAUGUCCCACAGCACGUGUCUCCAGCCGAGGAACGCAACCAUGGAUGCGAGCAGCGAGGACUGCAUGUCCCACAGCACGUGCCUCCAGCCGAGGAACGCAACCAUGGAUGCGAGCAGCGAGGACUGCAUGUCCCACAGCACGUGCCUCCAGCCGAGGAACGCAACCAUGGUCAGUCAUACCUAUUUGUAG